UCUUGUUUACUUGUCUUGUUUGCACAGUGUUGAGGCUCAGCUCGUCUGUUCUCACUCUUUCAGCUCCUCUCCCAGUCUCCCCGUCUACCUCGCAUCCAAUCCAGAGAGCUGCGGCAGCCGCCUCGUCUGUUGGGAGGCGGCAUCUCGAGCAGUGUCGAGCUCCGGCGCUGGGACGGCGUGGGCAGCAGCUCGCGCUCCAGCUUGGCGACGGCGGUGACGGCGGCAGCAGGCUCGCGGACUCCGGCGCACGGCGGCAUGAGCUUUUUGUUCAGCUGAUGUUUGCUUUCCUGUGAAAAUGUGGGGAAGGUGAAGGAAAAAAAAUCCAGAACAAGAUUCGGAAGUACGCUACUGUUCAUCCAAUCUUUUGCUACAAACGGGCCAAUCUGCGUGAAGGCAUGGCCAGCGGGAUGGUGGUGAGCGCAUCCAUGGGGGUGAUGAAACCCCUGCUUACAAAGCUCACCGUUCUGAUGGGCGAUGAGUACAAGAAGCUCAAGGGGGUCAGGAAGCAGGUGUCCUUCCUUAAGGAUGAGCUCACCACCAUGAGUGCUUUUCUUGAGAAGCUAGCUUUCAUGGAUGAUGAUGGUGGUGAGCUCGAUCCGCUGGUGAAGGACUGGAGGAACCAUGUCAGAGAGAUGACCUAUGACAUCGAGGACUGCAUCGAUGACUUCAUGCAUCAGCUUGGUGGUGGUGCUGAUGCAUCUGGUUUCCUCCAGAAGACGGCUCGCCGUCUCAAGACGCUGCGCGUGCGCCAUCAGAUUGCCAACCAGAUCGACGAGAUCAAGGCUCGUGUGAUCGAGGCAAAUCAGCGCCGCAGGAGGUAUGAGCUUGAUGGAUGCAGCAAUUCCAGAGCUUCUGAGUCUGUGGCUAUAGAUCCUCGCUUAACAGCGCUCUACCAAAAGGCUGAUAAUCUUGUGGGUAUUGAUGGCCCAACAGAAGAGCUAAUCCAAUUGUUGACAGAUGCAGGGCAGCAGAAGCUCAUGGUGGUGUCCAUUGUGGGAUUUGGGGGUCUUGGUAAAACAACACUUGCCAAACAGGUUUAUGAUAAGAUCGGGCAGCAAUUUGACUGCAAGGCGUUCGUUUCCGUUUCCCAAAGACCUGAUAUUGCAAGACUUCUCCGCACCAUACAGUCAAAAUUUAACAUACAGGAGUCUUCCCAAGCUCGUGAGGUUCAAGACAUCAUCGAUGACAUUAGAUACUAUUUGGGAAAUAAGAGGUACCUUAUUGUAGUCGAUGAUUUGUGGAAACAAGAAGCAUGGAAUAUUAUUCAUUGUGCUUUUCCAGAAAAUAGUAAUGGUAGCAGAGUGAUAGUAACCACGCGUGUGGAAGAUGUGGCUUGCUGGGCAUGUAGCAACCAUCGAUACAUUUACAAAAUGAAGGCCCUCGAUAGUGAUGACUCAAAAAAAUUGUUCUUCAAUAGAGUAUUUGGGUUCGAGGAUGGCUGCCCCUCACAGUAUGAAAAAGUUUCAGCUGAAAUAUUAAAAAAGUGUGGAGGUUUGCCACUUGCAAUUAUUACUAUAGCCAGCCUAUUAGCUUGUCGACCGGCAAGAAUAAUGCAAGAAUGGGAGAGGAUUCGGAAUUCUUUGGGCACCCCAUUUGGCACAAAUCCAAGCUUGGAAGGCAUGAGGCAAAUUCUAAAUCUUAGCUAUAAGAAUCUUCCUCUUCAUCUUAGAACAUGCCUCCUUUAUCUCGGCAAUUAUCCAGAGGACUACAAGAUCGGUAGGAAUGAUGUGGUUAGACAGUGGAUAGCUGAAGGCUUCGUGAGGAGCUCUCCUGGGCAAGACUUGGAGGAUGUUGGACAGAGCUAUUUCAAUGAGCUUGUCAAUAGGGGUUUGAUACAACCUGAGCAGAACUAUGAUCGGGAGGUGACGGGUUGCAGGGUGCAUGAUAUGAUGCUUGAUCUGAUCUUGAGCAAGUGCAAGGAGGAUAAUUUUAUCAGUGUUGCUUACAGUGGUGAAGACUACCUGUCCAUCGCUAGGCAGCAUGGGUACAGCAGCAAUAAGGUUCGCCGGUUGUCCCUGCAGUUCAAGGCUGCAGAAUCAGAUUGCACGGUGUUAAUAGAAGGCAAAGCAACUCCUGCUCACUUGGCUCAAGUUCGAUCAAUUUCACUGUUUGAAAAGAGUACAAGUGGUCUCCCAUUAUUGUUGCGGUUUAAAUAUCUCCGAGUGCUGCAUAUCAUGUUGGGUCACGGCUGCGAGCGAGCUGACCUCACUGCCGUUAGCAAAUUACUUCAACUAAGGUGUUUGAUAUUUCUUGACUAUGGUUGUAAGGUAGAGCUCCCUAGUAGAAUAUGUGAUCUUGUGCAUUUAGAGACACUGGAUAUAGCUUGUAAUGUUAUAACAAGCAUCCCGUUAGAUAUUGUUAGUUUGCCCUGCCUAUCCGACCUGAGGCUUCCAGGGGGUGUGCAGCUCAACUGUUUACCCAACAGCAAGUCUCUACGCACUCUAGUCAUAUGCCCUCCCCUGGAUAUGGACUUCUUCAAGGCCCUUGGCGAGCAGACCAAUCUAAGGGAUCUGCGCCUAUACUUUGACGGAAAGGAGUCGUCAACAGCUAGUAACCUUGAUUCUCUGGGGUCUUCUGUUGGAAAACUCCAAAACCUCAGAAAUUUGAAAAUCUAUUUCCAGUUUGGUAUCUCUGGUGACAGCCUGAUGGGCUCACUGUCUAGAUUUCCUCGCAGUAUUGAGAUAUUGGAUAUGCAAACUUGUUGCCUCUCCCGAGUUCCCAGAUGGAUCAACGUUGCUCUCGUUAACCUCCGCCGCCUACAUCUGUAUGUGUCAGAGGCUAGCACCGAUGAGGUUAGUAUUCUUGGAGAGCUGCCCUCCCUCGUCUUCCUCGAUUUGAAUCUGAGGCUGAAGAGCAAGGGCACCAUCAUGUUCGGAGGUGGUGAGGGGUCAUUCCCAGCUCUGGAGGAUCUCUUGUUGAGGUGUGUUGGCGAUGUUGCCUCACAUUCACGGCUGUGCUUCCUGGCGGGUGUAAUGCCCAAGCUCCAGAGGCUCGUGCUGCGGUUCUGGAUUUGUGAGUUGGGCAUCGAUACAGCACCUGUUGGCAUGGAGCACCUCUCGAGCCUCCAGCUCAUCUUUGUCGACAUCUACGUCCUGCAGGAGAAGAUAAACGUUUUUCCUCGGGACGCUGUUGAGCAUGUGUUCAGGCAAGCCGCACAAGCGCACCCCAACCAGCCUGCCUUCGAAUUCCAUUGCUCGGGGUGAUUGAUCCUGUGUCUGAAUUCUGAUCCUAUGUGUGUAUGUAACAAGUCGUGGAAACAGCAACAGCUCAGUGGUUUCUCCUGUUUGUGGUACUACAACAUUAUUAUAACUGUAAUUAAUAAAGAGCAUUUCACAAUUAUCAUUUUCUGUUUGUUAUACUUAUACAGAGCAUGUUGCCAUGUAUGAUUUCCUUCAUUAAAGCUGUGGCACCGUACUGACUCACCAGUCUCUCUGAGUCUCAAAGUUUCAACACUGAUCGUUCCAAUAUGCAUGAUUUUUUGUGGCAAACCUGGGGCUCAUAGCUUAUUGUACAAAGCAAUUCAAGCCGCUAAUAGCUCAUUACACAAUUUUUUGAGGGGGAGAAAUGCAUAGUAGAUGAGGAUAUCACAACAUGAAAACUGCUACAUGGGUGGUUUUUUUUUUUUUUUAAAAAAAAAGAAACAAGCGUAUAUGGAAAGGUGGUACUAUUAAACAACUAUACAAAGUUCUAAUAACAAAGUCUCAUUUCUGAUAUAUAAUGUUGAUAGGCAACAAAGAAUACAUACCCUUGUUUUUUUCCUUGAAAUUCCAGUAAAAAUCCUUGCACAAUAAAUUCACCAUUGAUAUUUGAAGUCUAAAAU
Oryza sativa Japonica Group (Japanese rice) is the source of this 3820-nucleotide messenger RNA. RefSeq names its product disease resistance protein RGA5-like. NCBI's taxonomy places the organism in Eukaryota, Viridiplantae, Streptophyta, Magnoliopsida, Poales, Poaceae. Gene Ontology annotation, molecular function: protein binding; ADP binding. The record is from RefSeq and is a predicted model, not a curated record. Gene Ontology annotation, biological process: defense response to other organism.